CGAUCCCGGUGCCGAUCCCGGUGCUGAUCCCGGUGCCGAUCCCGGUGCCGCUCCCGGUGCCGCUCCCGGUGCCGCUCCCGGCCCGGGCCAUGUCCGAGGCGUAUUUCCCGGUGGGCCCCGGGCUGGGGAUGGAGGAGAAUUUCCUGUCGCUGGACGACAUCCUGAUGUCGCAGGAGAAGCUGCCGGGGCGCGCCGAGAGCGCUCUGCCGCGCCUGGCCCUGGCGCUGGGACGGGGGGCCGGCGGCGCCGAGUCCGUCCCGGAGGGAUCGAAGCUGGAAAUCCCACUGUGGCUUGCUAAAGGGUUCCACGACAGCAAAAGGAGAAUCAUUUCUGUGGAACUGCCAAAUAUCUACAAGGAAGCCUGGAGGACAGUGUUCAGUGCUGAUGCCAAUGUGGUUGAUCUGCAUAAAAUGGGGCCCUACUACUAUGGAUUUGGCUCACAGCUGCUGAAUUUUGACAAUCCGGAGAAUCCUGAGAUAGCUCAGAGUAUCCUUCAGACGUUCAUCAACCGUUUCCGCCGCAUCAUGGACUCCUCUCAGAACGCCUACAACGAGGACACGUCGGCGCUGGUGGCCCGGCUGGAUGAGCUGGAACGAGCUUUGUUCCAGGUUGGCCAGAAAGGGCUGAAUGAUUUCCAGUGCUGGGAAAAGGGGCAGGCUUCUCAAAUCACAGCUUCCAGUCUGGUCCAGAACUACGGGAAAAGAAAGUUCACGGAAGUGGAUGGUUAAAAACCUGAAGGACACGAAGCUGCGGUGGGGGACACGGGGAGAUUUGCAGCCUGUCUGUCACAGAAAAGGGAAUCAAUUUGGGGAGGGGCAGGCCCCCUGUCCAUUAAUGGGAAUUCUCUGUAACAUCUUUGGAUUGGACUAAUGUAAAUUUUAAAGGCAGAGGGCAAGGGCAUAAAAAAUGGAUCACAUCACAUCACUGAAUAGCUUUGCAGCUUACUCAUUGCACUCCUGAGGAUCUGCAGAUAAAGUGUUUGCUGGGUGGCUGAAAGGCUAUGAGAGGAUUUUCUGAAAGGCUAAUUAAUAUUUAUUAUUCUUCCAAAUUGAUGUUUACAAUACCAGAUCUGGAAAAAAGUGUAAGUUGUGUAUCUUGUCUUGCCUUUCCCCUCCCAAACUCCUGGAAACAGCUUGUUGAUUUUAUAACAGCUAUUUCCAGGUUCCCUGUUCUUCGGAGAGCCCCAGUGAUGUGGAAAAAAUGCAGUGCAAGCAGCAUUAAUUAUUUUUCAUUUCUUACACACUGUGGUGGAACAGGUGCUCUUUGCGAGGCAGGAAUGUUUUUCUUUGCUGACUUCUGUACACAGUGCCCUGGAGAAAAAUACCUCCUCAAACCCACACAACAAGUGGCAGCGCAGGUCUCGUGUGCUGCCUUGUCCUCUCUCUCCCUUUUUGACUCUUGUGACCUUGGUGGUGCACAGGGUAGAGAAUGUUCCUGUUUGAUGCCAGUGGCUUUUGUGAUGGAUGUGUCUCUGUGAUGGCUAUUUUAGAGGAGACAGCAGAAGGCAACAAAGAGUCAAGUCUGGCCCGGAUCAAAAGCAGCAACUUAAGUGGAAAUUCUCCCCUAUUAUCAACCUCUGAGCUAUCUGUUUUCCCAUGAGAAAUUCUUCUGAUUACUAAUGAUCCUACUAAGUGUCAUCCUUGCCAGUAGAAGUGACUGGAUUUGGGACUUGCUGACAGCACAGUGGUGGAUGCCCUUAAACCUGGAUCAUCUCAAGUCCCAUUGGAUUGGAGACAGAAAACAGAUGGUUAUCUCCAUAGGACUUGGUUCCUGCAGUCAUCAGGAUUGUUGCCCUUUGGAAGCAGGUAUGAGACAUCUUCUGGGUGCUUCUAAGCCUCUGUAGAAGGUGGACCUUGCAGAGUGCCUAAGUGGAGGAGCCAGAUCCUGAUGAUACUGAGCACUUCCUCUUCUGUGGGAGUGACUGGGAGGUGACACCAAGAUCCAAAUCUCUGAGGAGUUGUUACUGGACUUGCAGAUGCUCCUGGAUAUUGGAUGCUUCAAACAAGUCCAAAGGGUGCGUGGCCAUUCCUUGGCCAGAGAAGUUCAAGCUCAGCCUGUGGAGGUGGUGAGAGGGGACAGUUUUCUGGCUUCACAAACAUCUUGGUGACCCCACCUCAGCUGCAGAAGGCCAGCUGCCCUGCCAGAGGAGACUAAAUGGAAACUGUGCCUAACAAAAGUAUGUGGCAGGAUCAAAUGCUGCUGCACUUAAUGACUUAAUGGCACCUAAUGGCUUAUGCAUUCUCAUGAAGCUUUUGUCUGUUGUCCAUUUCUGAAUUUUUAUGCUGAAUAAAUAUUUUGUAAGGGAA
Myiozetetes cayanensis is the source of this 2306-nucleotide messenger RNA. RefSeq names its product GINS complex subunit 3 (gene GINS3). Lineage: Eukaryota; Metazoa; Chordata; Aves; Passeriformes; Tyrannidae. Gene Ontology annotation, cellular component: GINS complex. Gene Ontology annotation, biological process: mitotic DNA replication initiation. The record is from RefSeq and is a predicted model, not a curated record. The transcript has 3 exons. The coding region runs from base 90 to 728 and encodes 212 amino acids.